Spea bombifrons (plains spadefoot toad) is the source of this 3149-nucleotide messenger RNA. RefSeq names its product solute carrier family 8 member A2 (gene SLC8A2). Gene Ontology annotation, molecular function: calcium:sodium antiporter activity. Lineage: Eukaryota; Metazoa; Chordata; Amphibia; Anura; Pelobatidae. The transcript has 8 exons. The record is from RefSeq and is a predicted model, not a curated record. The coding region runs from base 197 to 2938 and encodes 913 amino acids. Gene Ontology annotation, biological process: calcium ion import across plasma membrane; cell communication; sodium ion transmembrane transport. Gene Ontology annotation, cellular component: sarcolemma; axon; postsynapse.
GGGGUGGGAGCCGAGUCACUGAUUCUCCCAGAGACCCCCAGCACAAGACAGCCGAGGGACCCCCUGACUGAGCGGCGUGACAGACAGACAUGCAGUGGAUGGUGUGAUGCUGGGGGCAGCCGGAUCCCUGGGAGAGAGAAGACAGAGCAGGUAUCCUUAACUCCGCGUCGCCCGCAGCGGAUCACCCGCAGCCAGCAUGGCGUGUCUCGUAAAAAUCGCUGUCCUCGUGGCUGUGGUGGCUUCUGUGUCCUCGGAGGAGAUGGAAAACGUGACGUGCGGAACUCCUCAGAAGACCAAGUGCGAGCCGGGGAUCUUGCUCCCAGUCUGGCUUCCGCACAACCCAUCGUCAGGAGACAAGGUGGCCCGGGCCGUGGUGUACUUCGUGGCGAUGCUCUACCUCUUUCUGGGAGUGUCCAUCAUUGCCGACCGCUUCAUGGCAUCGAUCGAGGUCAUCACGUCGCAGGAGAAAGAGAUCACGCUCACCAAACCCAACGGGGAAACCAGCGUUGCCACCGUGCGCAUAUGGAAUGAGACGGUCUCCAACCUCACCUUGAUGGCCCUCGGCUCUUCUGCUCCGGAGAUCCUCCUCUCGGUCAUCGAGGUUUGCGGCCACAAUUUCCAAGCCGGGGAUCUGGGGCCAGGAACCAUCGUGGGUUCGGCAGCGUUCAAUAUGUUUGUGAUCAUCGGAAUAUGUGUGUACGUCAUACCGAACGGCGAAUCGAGGAAGAUCAAGCAUCCACGCGUGUUUUUCGUCACAGCUACGUGGAGCAUCUUUGCCUACAUCUGGCUUUACCUGAUUCUCGCCGUUAUCUCCCCGAAUCGCGUACAGGUCUGGGAAGCGCUGGUCACCCUCCUCUUUUUUCCAGCAUGCGUCCUCUUCGCUUGGAUCGCGGACAAGCGUCUUCUCUUCUACAAGUACGUCUACAAGAGGUACCGAGCGGACAAGCGAAGAGGCAUCAUCAUCGAGACGGAGGGCGAGUUCCCCAAGAGCAUAGAGAUGGACGGUAAGCUGGGGGCAGCCGCCGGCGUGCCGGGAGAAACCAAGGACGUCGUGGUGCAGGACAUCGCUGCGGCGGCCGCUGAAGCCAAGGAGCUGGACGAGAGUCGCAAGGAGGUCAUCCGCAUCCUCAAGGAGCUGAAGCAGAAGUAUCCAGAGCGGGAGCUCGACCAGCUCGUAGACAUGGCCAAUUACUACGCUCUGCUGCACCAGCAAAAGAGUAGAGCUUUCUACCGGAUCCAGGCCACGCGCAUGAUGAUCGGAGCCGGGAACGUACUGAAGAAGCACGCGGCCGACCACAGCAAAAAGCCGGCCAACCUCCAAGAAGUGACGGCCGACUCCGAGGAGGAGAACACCAGCAAGAUCUUUUUCCAGCCCUGCAACUACCAGUGUCUGGAGAACUGCGGCUUAGUGACGCUGUACGUCGCGUGUCAAGGAGGAGACGGCGGGAGCACCUUUUACGUGGACUACAAAACCGAAGACGGCUCGGCCAACGCCGGCUCCGACUACGAGUACAGCGAGGGGACCCUCAUUUUCAAACCGGGGGAGACGCAGAAGGAGCUGAAGAUCGGGAUCAUCGACGACGACAUCUUUGAGGAAGACGAGCAUUUCUUUGUGCGACUGAUGAACCUGAGGGUGGGAGAUGCCGAAGGGAUGUUCGAGCCCGACGGGGACGGUCGCCCCAAGGCCCGCCUGGUGUCUCCGCUCAUCGCUACCGUCACCAUCCUGGACGACGACCACGCCGGGAUAUUCACAUUCGAGGAGAAGCUGGUCCACAUUAGUGAAAGCGUGGGCGUCCUGGAGGUGCGAGUGGUGAGGAACUCGGGGGCCCGAGGAACUGUGGUCAUUCCGUACAGGACAAUAGAGGGGACCGCCAGAGGAGGAGGAGUGGACUUCGAAGACGCUUAUGGCGAACUGGAGUUCCUGAACGACGAGACGGUGAAAACUCUCCAGGUGAAGAUCGUGGACGACGAGGAGUACGAGAAGCAGGAGAACUUCUUCAUCGUCUUGGAGGAGCCGCGGUGGAUGAAACGCGGGAUUUCAGCUCUGCUGCUCAAUCAGGACGAAGAUGACAAGAAGCUGACGGCGGAGGAGGAAGAAGCCCGGAGGAUCGCGGAGAUGGGGAAACCCAUCCUGGGGGAACACUCCAAGGUGGAGGUCAUCAUCGAGGAAUCGUACGAGUUUAAGAGCACGGUGGACAAACUGAUCAAGAAAACAAACCUGGCGCUGGUGAUCGGCACCCAUUCCUGGAGAGAGCAGUUCAUGGAGGCGAUUACUGUGAGCGCCGGUGACGAGGAGGAGGAAGAUGACGGCAGAGAGGAGCGCCUGCCGUCCUGCUUUGACUACGUCAUGCACUUCCUCACCGUGUUCUGGAAGGUUCUCUUCGCCUUCGUCCCGCCCACCGAGUACUGGAACGGCUGGGCCUGCUUCCUCGUCUGCAUCGUCAUCGUGGGGCUGCUGACGGCCGUCAUCGGGGAUCUGGCUUCGCACUUCGGCUGCACCGUGGGCCUCAAAGACUCCGUCACGGCCGUGGUGUUUGUGGCUCUCGGCACCUCCAUACCAGACACCUUUGCCAGCAAAGUGGCGGCGACCCAGGACCAGUACGCGGACGCCUGCAUCGGCAACGUGACCGGCAGCAACGCCGUCAACGUCUUCCUGGGGAUCGGGGUGGCCUGGUCCGUGGCGGCCAUCUAUUGGGCCAUCCAAGGGAAGGACUUCGUGGUGCAGACCGGGACGCUGGCCUUCUCCGUCACCCUGUUCACCAUCUUCGCGUUCAUCAGUAUCAGCGUCCUGCUGUAUCGCCGGAGACCCCACAUAGGCGGGGAGCUGGGGGGCUCGCGGCUCUCCAAGACGCUCACCACCAUGCUGUUUGUGGGCCUGUGGCUUCUCUACAUCCUCUUCUCCAGCUUGGAGGCCUACUGCCAUAUCAAGGGCUUCUAACGGGGUCAUUGUGACACGUAGGGGGGGCACGUCUCUCCUAGAACUGUGGCCUCAAACAUUCCACGGGCCCCCCGCCGCCGCCGCCACAGGAGGUCCGGCACAAACCGGGGGUCCUUUAUUUAUUGUUUUCAUUCUCUCCGUCAUGUUAAAAGUAGCACAAUUCUGAAAACGAGGGAAUUCCCCCCAAAAGUCCAGCACGGGGGUCUCAGGA